CCAUGCAUGUUAUUAGUAAAACCAGUAGGAUUGGCGGUGUGCUUGAAGGUGUUUAGAAAUAUUCCACAUUAUUUUAAAUUGCUUGUGUCAGGCCUGAUUUUGAUGGUAUUGGUCCAACUUAAUUCUACCGCAAAACUUAUGCAGUAUGUAAGUGUGCCGAUGUGCUUUCUUGACAUGCAGUUUUAAAUGUACUAGUAUACAGAAUUUAGUCUUUCCCUAUAUCUGUUACAAUAUUAUUAUUACAAUAGCUCAAUUGUCCCUUGAGAAAAUAUUAGGUAUGUGCAUGGUAUUCCCUAGACAGACAUAUAGACAGACAAUACCUACCUAAGCCGUGGACCAUAUGUACGUAUAGUAUACAGCUGUAUUAAUAUAUAUUGGCUUCCACAUCCCACUAAUUGGCCUUUGUCAUUACUUAGUAGUUCAAAUAAUGACCAAGUGACAAAACAAAAAGCAACCAUGGAAGAUUGUUUGAAUUAUGCUGGUGCUAUUAGUUGGUGUGCAGGAGUAACCCAAGAUGUUAUUCCAUGUUCGCAUUUUAGCAUACAGUUUAUUGCCUUCCUUAUAUCGUUUGGCUUGGCUGUGUUUGACACUUGCACUGACUGGUUAGUGGUUGUCAACUUUAAGGACAAUGGAUUCAGCAACCCUCUCCUACCACGAAAUGAUAUUUGGCUAAUUAUAUGGCUCACGUUUGCAGGAAUUGGUACCUUUCUGACAGUUGUCUCUAUUCUGCAUGAGGGGAUAAACUUGUUGUAUGCAUAUUACAACCAGGAACCUUUCGGCGGUUGCUUUAAACGUGGCUGGAAUAGUGUCACUCGAAACGAAACACUCAGUGCACUUACACUAUGGCUUCAAGAGCUUCCCAUGCUUGUCCUUGGUAUUCUUUUUGUUUACAUGCAGCUUUCUUGCAAAUCUCCAAUACCAAUAGAUGUCAAUGCCCUUUUUCUGGAUAUAAGUAUUAGCGUGACUGUCACAUUUGCAGCUAUUUUUUGGAGGCUUAUGCGCUCCGUUUUCCGCGUGUAUGCUCGUCAAGUCUCCCUCAAGGACUACGACCAAUUUUGGAAAAAAAACAAACCCAAAAGGGAUGAGGUUGUUUACCCUCACGCUACGUGUGCCGGAAAGUUUUUAAAGUUGUUUUAUCUCUGCAUGAGUUUCGAGGCCAUUGCCACGUUGGGAGCACCAAUAGCUGUAGGAUUCAUAUGGUUUGAAUACGUUCGAAGUGAGAAUGGAACUAAUUUUGAUGGCUCUCUUGCAAUUUAUCGUUCUGAUCAUCCACUCAUUAAUAUUUCUGGGACCGUUAUUCCACCAAAUGGUACCUUUAUUAAUUUGGAAAACAUCAACGACAUGAAAUUACAUAACAGUCGAGAUAUUUACUGCCUAAGGGGGUUUGAAUAUCACCCUGAAACUUUUCAGAUCUAUUUUAAUGCAGUCGAUCUUUUUGCAGUGUCUAACAAUGCAGAUUUUUGUGAUGCUGUUGAUAUAGAAAACGACUCUCAGUGUGAUGACUUGUUUCUCUACUAUGCAUCUAGACCCCCAGUGUAUGAUAUGUAUUUGAACCCGAUAUAUGGUACUGGUGAUAUUGAAAGAUUGGAUGAACAGUGCAAAGUUGCUUUCUUUGACUACCCUAUUCAAAAUCCCCAAUUUAAUACAAUUGUCAAUGUUUAUCGCCAUCUUGGUCGAACAAACCUUUCUGAGCAUGGAGAGCCUGUUGCUGUGUUGUAUCCAGAUUUGAACCGUUUCUUUUUAAUGGGAGAUGUCAAAAGUGCCCCAGAUGGAGAGUUUCAGGGAAUAUUCUCCUCAGUUUUCACAAAUAUUUCUUGUGUGAUCGAACUUCGAUACUUGCAGCUGCCGACUACAGGCCGAGGGCAAAUACAAUACAACUACAGAGAUGUCAUUAACUACGGAGAAAAUAAUUGUACAUUUAGCAGUACCAACAUCUGUUCCUCGGUGCACACUGAUCUGGUGUAUGGCUAUCUAUCCGACGAGUAUAGCCUAGUACAGAACACCCGCUGCUCUAACGUCACUGAUAACCAACUACGUCCCGUGUACGAACCUUCUAUCAUUGUACGACUCCCUUGCUAGUAAACACAAACUCUUCUCCUUUUUUAGCUAGUUAGAGUCUUAGCUGCAUGUCUCUUCACACGUGCAUGAUUAGUUUGUUUUACUGUAAGAUGCCAAAGCAUCCACUAUUAAUUGUUAUCAGCUAAGGUAAUUUGCCUGUGUUAUUAAUUAUGAUGUGAUGUAGUUUCAUGUUCGAAAAAAGUUUUUACCUUU
This is a messenger RNA of Halichondria panicea, 2271 nucleotides long. RefSeq lists its product as uncharacterized. Bases 457 to 2079 code for a protein of 540 amino acids. The record is from RefSeq and is a predicted model, not a curated record. The transcript has a single exon. Lineage: Eukaryota; Metazoa; Porifera; Demospongiae; Suberitida; Halichondriidae.